UCUCUCUCUCUCUCUGCCCCUUCUUUUAUUAUCCUAUAUGCUUUAAAGUUUCAAGCUUUAACCACUUCACUUCAAAUCACUCCUUCCUCUUUAUAACUCUUUCAUUAUCCUCUCCACAAUUAGAACCACCAAGCUUUUUCCAAGAUGGGUGUUGAUUUGAGGCAAGUGGUGGCUGCUGUCUUGACUCUCACCAUGUUUGUUAUGCUUGGUAACAUGAUUAAAAGAGACCACUUUGAUUCCGUCACUGAAAAGCUUCCAGGUGAAAUACAGGAUGUUGCAAAGGUUGCGGAGCAGGGUCUUUAUACAAUUGCUAAUAUGGGCAAAGGGCCUUGGUUGGAGGAUGGCCAAGAACUAAAACCUUGUUGGUCUAAGUCAAAUUAUGAUGAGCUGUCGCGGUCGAAAGGAUAUGUUACAUUCUCAUUGACUAAUGGACCUGAAUACCAUGUCUCACAGAUUGCUGAUGCUGUGGUUGUAGCAAGUGUUCUGCAAGCAACGCUUGUUGUCCCUGACAUUAGAGGAAGCAAACCAGGUGAUGAGAGGAAAUUUGAAGAUAUUUACGAUGUUGAGAAGUUCAUAAGAAGCCUGGAUGGAGUGGUCAGAGUAGCAAAAAAACUGCCUGAUAAGAUAUCAAUCCGGAAUCUUGCGGUUGUGAAGGUUCCUAAUCGGGUCACAGACGACCAUGUCAUAGAAAAUAUUCACCCAAUCUUUAAAGCAAAAGGCAACAUAAGGCUGGCAACUUACUUUCCUUCGGUAAAUAUGAGAAAGGCGACAGAGAAAAGUAAUACUGAUUCAAUUGCAUGCUUGGCAAUGUUUGGAAGUUUAAAGUUGCAACCUGAGGUUAAUGAAGUUGUUGACUCUAUGGUUGAACGACUAAGAGCUUUGAGUCGAAAGUCAGAUGGUCGGUUCGUAGCAGUGGACUUGAGGGUUGAUCUACUGGACAACAAGGGUUGUCAUGAAAGCAGCCCUGCUGGGAGAAAAAGUUGUUACAGUGCACACGAGAUUGCUAUAUUUUUGAGGAAGAUAGGAUAUGACAAGGAUACUACCAUUUACUUAACUCAGUCAAGAUGGGAUAGCAGCCUUACGGUGUUGAAAGAUAUCUUCCCUAAAAUGUAUACAAAGGAAAGCAUAAUGCCUGCAGAUAAGAAGGAUAAGUUCCUAGAAACAGAAGAUUCAGAAUAUGAAAAGGUUAUUGACUUCUACAUAUGCUCUGAAAGUGAUGUUUUUGUUCCAGCCAUCUCUGGCCUGUUUUAUGCCAAUGUAGCUGGAAAAAGAAUAGCCUCUGGUAAGACUCAAAUCCUUGUGCCAGCGGAUAUUUCUGGUUCCUCUGCUCCUGCUACUGAUUUCAUCUCCCCUUAUGUCAUGAAGAAGAACCACCUCGCCCAUUCAUGUUUUUGUUAAAGCAACCUAAAAAGAGUUAGUUUUCACAACGGUUGUACUCGAUCAUACCUGUCAAGCUUUUCAAGUAAGCUGAUGGACUUGGCCAUUAUAUUGUUCAUAUUUCAUUUAGGUCUGAAACUGAAAGUAUCUCAAACGUAAGUUUUGUUGUUAAGAUGAUUCUUCAAAAUCUUCUUCAAUCAUAAAAGUUUUCAUGUUCUUAUGGUCAAAGCAUUGUUUGAUGUGUUGCAGAACUUUUAUCUUAUAUUUCUUCAUUGUAACAUACAUAUGUAUCAGACAAUUUAGUACUCUAAAUUGUUUAGUGAAAAAUUGGUCAGCAAUGUAUUCGUUUCUUACUAUGGUACCGGUAAAGUAAUGGUAUCGUGAUACCUUUUUUUCAA
Pistacia vera is the source of this 1775-nucleotide messenger RNA. Its product is annotated as protein MANNAN SYNTHESIS-RELATED 2-like. The record is from RefSeq and is a predicted model, not a curated record. Bases 145 to 1398 code for a protein of 417 amino acids. The transcript has 6 exons. Lineage: Eukaryota; Viridiplantae; Streptophyta; Magnoliopsida; Sapindales; Anacardiaceae.